Schistosoma spindalis is the source of this 4266-nucleotide messenger RNA. NCBI's taxonomy places the organism in Eukaryota, Metazoa, Platyhelminthes, Trematoda, Strigeidida, Schistosomatidae. The record is from the annotation of a GenBank genome assembly.
AUGACUUCACAUCUUCGUGGUUGGGUUAUCUACAUACUGCUUUUAUGUUUACGGUUUCUGUUUGUGUUCAAUUUGCAGUCGGGUUAUUUACAUCCAGAUGAGUAUUUUCAGGGGAUUGAAGUUGCAGCGGGUGACAUUUAUAAUCUGGACGUAUUAAGGACAUGGGAAUUUCACUUAGAUGAUAAAGGUCCUCUUAGGUCUGUAGCUGGAAUGUCACCUUUUGUACAUAUCCCGAUUCAGGCUGCCAAAUGGAUUCAUCGUGGAGUUGAUUAUAGAACUGAAGAAACUGAUUUCAGUGGAUCUGAUAUGUUAAAUAGAAUUCUGUUUCCCUCCCGGUUAGUCACUGUACUUGGUUCAUAUUUAGUCGAUCUUUUUAUAUUAAGCUGUUGUAUACGUGUCGAUCAUCAUCAAUUUUCAGCAAAGCAGACUAACAUUCAAAAAAUAUUACAUGCUGCACAAUAUCAUUCUGUACCAUCAGCUUUAUUACUUUAUGCAUCAUGCGCAUUCGGUGGGAGUUUAUGGUCUACACGUACAAUUGUCAAUGUAUGGGAAUCGAUUUAUGUUUCUUUAUUUGGCCUACUGUUCUUGAAAAUUUUGGAUCUUUUAGAGCAAUCAUCUGAUCCUACUGUGAAUAAACAAUCCUUAAUUCUUUUUAUGUGUAUUCAGUCUGCUGUUGUUGUGUGGGGUACAUUUUUACGACCUACUUAUAUUUUGUUCAUUCUUCCAUUAGGAAUGAUCGAAUUCGCAUUCAUCUUAGUAAAGUUUAAGUACGUUUCCAUGAUUCUUUGUUUACCAUCUGUUUUAUUUGUUUUUUUCAACACAUUCAUUUGUGUAAUAAUAGAUACGUUAUACUUUCACAAUGUGAGUUUAUUACAAGCUUCCCAGGUCGAUUUUUCACGAAUUGAGUUGAUAUAUACACCUUACCGGUUUUUAACUUAUAACUCCAACUCAUACCAUGUUUCCUCCCAUGGCUUACAUUCUCGAUUUACACAUUUCCUUAUUAAUUGGCCUUUAAUAUUUGGACCUAUUUUUACAUUUCGUUUAUUCACUCAACCUUUACAACGUCGUUCAGUUUCGUCGUGUAUUGCUUGGAUCAGUGUGGUAUUCCCUACAUUUGUUUUAUCUAUUGUACCUCAUCAAGAAGCACGUUUUCUUAUCCCAUGCCUACCGUAUGCUUGUUUCGUUGUUGGUCAGAGUAUUGAUGCUAAAGUAAGACAUACAAAACGAAAAGACGUUUCAUGUACUUGUAUAAGUAUUAUUGUACUAUGGAUAUUUCAUCAGUUUGUCUUGAUUUUAUUUUAUGGGUACUUACACCAAGCUGGUAUAUUUUCCUAUAUGAAAACCAUUCCAAGUAAUGUAACUGGAUGCGUCACUCAUGUAUUCUUCAGAACUUACAUGCCACCUCGUUUUUUGUUAAAUAUGCCUUUAGAAAAUUCUUCACAUUAUCCAUCACAAUCUUGCAAAUCACUUAUCGAUUUAGGAGGAUCUAAUGUGACAGUUGUGAACAAUACAAUAAACCAUCUUAAAACAUAUCAAAAUUUCUCAGGUAUACUCAAAUUGGCAUAUCCUGGAUCCAUACAACCGUUGGAAAAUUUACUUUUAUCCUCUUGGGGUAAUGUCGUCAUGUCUGAACAGUUCUUUCCACAUUUAUCAAUGGAGAAUCCGCCAUCCAUUCGUCAUCCUUUUGUUUACGAAAACCUGAAAUCUCAAUUAUCAUUACACGAGCCCAAUACCUUUGGAAUGACGAUUGAUAAACAUACUAUAUUCGAAACAUCUAAUUCCCUAACAGAAUCUGUCAAACAUUUACCAGGAAUUACAUUUGAAAGUCGAGUACUUGGCCAUUUCCAAAAUGCAGAGUUGUUUCAUUCACCUGCUUCACUACCUAAACUGACUCCAUCCCCAGACGUUAAGAAUAGAUCUCAUUUAUCCAGUAUAAACAAUAAACCAUUGGUUCUGAAUAUUUCUAAUCCCAGAUUUCCACCAAUAAAUCCAUCCAAAUCGAUAACUACCAAUGAUUUUAGCGGACUAUGGCCGCCAAGUAUCUCACUGUCUAACCGUAUUAUCAACAAAAAUAAUGAUGGUUCACUAAUAUUACAAAAUGAUGGUUUCGUUCCCCAAGCUCUGUCUGAUCAAGAUUUUCGCAUUCCAACUAGCAUAAUCAAUGAUCAAAUGGUUGUUCAAAACCCCUCAUCGAUCUGUCUUGCGGCAAAUAAUGUUUCUGUAACUAUUCCCCCUGCCUUACCGAACUUCAUCACUUCGUCUGCAUUUUGUUCUCCAACACAUUUCAUUCCAGAAAGUGUAAACACAGCUGUAUCAAAUCGAACAUUCUGUUUUGUCAGUUCGAGGAAUGUGGCAAAACUACCGAGUGUGUGCGUUCAUUCAACAUUAAUAAAUCAAAAAUUUCACUCUAGUAUUUCAGCUCCAGAUGUAAGUUGCUUUGGUGCAAUACCUUAUCAUCGUUCCCAACCACCCAGAAAAUCGGGGGAUGUUUCACAAGUUCCCGUUAGUACACUAGCUUCUUUUGUCAACGAAACCAAUCAUUUAGAAGAAUCCUGUCUUGAUAUAGCUAAUCUAAAAAAUGCUCCUGAUAAGUCGAUCCAGCAACAUGAGCCAUCUCCAUCUAAAAAUUUAUUCCAUUGUGAUUACUGUACUUUUACGUCUUCGAAUUCUGAUCGUCUUUCUCGACAUAUAAAUUCACGGCAUUUAUCAUUGCUUGAGCAUGAUAAGGUGAAACCUUCAUGUUUUCAAGUUUAUCCGACAACUUUAUCUGAUACUUCGAAUCAAAUUAUUAUCACAUCUGAUUAUUCUUCGUCAUCGUCAUCUUUGUUUUCGAUUACCAAUUCCAAUUCAUCGUUAUCGGUUACUGAUUCUACUUCUUCAAACGUAUUUGAAAUAACAGUAUCUAAUACUCCUUCAACUUUUACAACUCAAGAUAAGAAUAACUAUAGGUCUUGUAAUCUACCUCCAUACGAAUCGUUUCCAAAUAUACCGGUUACAGUUUGUAUAAAUAAAUCUACUUGUGAAAAUUCUUUACACAAUACUCUAUCGAAGUCAUCAAGUCGUCGGAAACAAAGUUUUCCAUUUAAGAUGCCGGAUGGUUCAAACCUAAUCCAAUCGCCUGUUGUUUAUUCGAAUAAUCGCUUUUGUGAUUUUCCACUUGAGAGCGUUGAAUUAUCAGUAAAUAAUAAAGGAAAUACACUUUUAAAUGAAUCCUCGGGUUCAUCCUAUGCGUCUGGUAGUACAUUAGAUGAUACCAGUGAUGAGAAAGACUCAGUAUUUUUAGGAUUUACUCAUAUGGGAUCAUCACAGAAAAGGCUACAUUCUCCGGAGGGUUCAGAAACAAGUUUAGUCGAUUCAUCGAGUCAACAAAAAAUUAGACAUCGAAAGAAUCGUAUUGCAAGUGUUCAUCAUAAUGUCACGUCAUUAGUUGAUCGUGGAAAGUCAAUCAAUUUUUCACCCUACAGGACAAUUUCAAAGCAGGAAACCAAAAGAUAUUUUACUAGUAAAGAGUCUACUCUUCUACCCGUAAACUCUUUUCCACUACGUGAUAUAUCAGUUACAUUGGAACGUUUAAAUGAUAUUCCGGAAUACAAUCAUACUGAUUCAGAUUCAUCUCUUAUAAAUAUAAGUUCCACCUCAUCCGAAUAUUCUUAUCAAGAUACCCAACGUUUGACACCAGAUAGACUUGAAAAUCCUGAAGUAGAAAAACAAAGAAUGAAAGAUGGGUUUUCUCUUUCUCAUAAUAAUUUCAAGCGUAGCGAACAAGGUACUCUAUCAGAUACACACAAUGAACUACAUGAAGACUCUGAGCAAAUUAAGAAACAUUCAUACUUAAAUGAGCUUUCAGUUGUAGUCUUAUCUCCAGUCGCCAUAGAUUCUAGUCAAAUUGAAAUACUUAAAAUGUCAAAUAGUCGUCGCAAACCAUCUGGUGAGAAAAGAUACUCUAAACAGCUUGAAAUUCCUGAUGAGUUUUUGACUUUGCAGUCUCGAAGUGAAAUGGAAGCUGAUGAACUUCAAGUGGAUAUUUUGACAGGAGAAAUAUUUGUUAAGAACAUACCUUUGCGAUCCCUAGUUACAGGUUUGAAGCGUCCACGAUUUUACCAGUUAGAAGUGGAUUAUAAAAAAUAUUUACCUCGAGGUGGUCGUAGUCAACCAUUUAGAAAUUCCAAAAAUCAGCAUCCUUUUUCAAAUAAUUCAAAAAAUGUACACAAAGUUAACAGAGUAAUUACAACAGUUAGCAAACGAUCAAACAAAGAAAAAAAGUAA